This is a messenger RNA of Heteronotia binoei (common prickly gecko), 2808 nucleotides long. It is a transcript of the gene ANGPT1, whose product is annotated as angiopoietin 1. Lineage: Eukaryota; Metazoa; Chordata; Lepidosauria; Squamata; Gekkonidae. The record is from RefSeq and is a predicted model, not a curated record. The transcript is spliced from 9 exons. Gene Ontology annotation, molecular function: receptor tyrosine kinase binding. The coding region runs from base 419 to 1915 and encodes 498 amino acids. Gene Ontology annotation, biological process: Tie signaling pathway; angiogenesis.
CACACACAUUCCUGUCAAGUCAUCUUGUGAAAGGCUGCUGGCUUCCAACUUGGCUUGAAUAUGCAACCUUAAUAAAACACACUGAGGUCUCCGAGAAAAAUAGCAGUUCAGCCACAGCGAGGCUAGGAGAAAGAGGCUGGGGCUACCCUUGGGCUGCUGACUCAGGCAGCCUGCAUGCUGCAGCGUAACAGAGAGAGGAAACGAUAAAUCUCAGCUACUAUGUCAUAAAUUGCUCCAGUUAAGGAUCAUCUCUCCUGAAACAGUAAUUUGGGGAGGGGGGGGGAGUCACAGCCAGCCGAACUGAGCCCUCCUCAUUCCCCUUCAAAGACAAAACGAAGAACUUUUGCUUUUAAAAAAAAAAAGAAAAAAGGAAGUGAGAACAGUAUCUCUAAAAGCAGGAAAGAAGAAGGCUGAUAACAUGACCGUUUUCCUGGAGUUUGCUUUCCUGACUGCUCUUCUGGCUCACAUUGGCUGCAAUAAUCAGCGCCGGACUCCUGAGUCCAGUGCAAGAAGGUAUAACCGGAUUCAGCAUGGGCAGUGCACCUACACCUUCAUCCUUCCGGAACAGGAUGGGAACUGUCGCGAAAGCACCACCGAGCAGUACAACACCAACGCUCUUCAGAGGGAUGCCCCCCACGUGGAACAGGAUUUCUCUUCCCAGAAACUGCAGCGUCUGGAGCAUGUGAUGGAAAAUUACACACAGUGGCUGCAAAAGCUUGAAAGCUACAUUGUGGAAAACAUGAAGUCAGAGAUGGCUCAGCUACAGCAGAAUGCUGUCCAGAACCACACAGCUACCAUGCUGGAGAUAGGAACCAGCCUUCUCAGCCAGACUGCAGAACAGACGAGAAAGCUCACAGAUGUCGAAACCCAGGUGCUAAAUCAAACUUCCCGAUUAGAAAUUCAGCUGCUGGAAAAUUCAUUAUCUACUUACAAGCUGGAGAAGCAACUGCUCCAACAGACCCAUGAAAUCUUGAAAAUUCAUGAGAAAAACAGUCUACUGGAGCACAAAAUCCUUGAAAUGGAAGAAAGACACAAAGGGGAGCUGGAUACUCUGAAGGAAGAAAAAGAAAACUUGCAGGGAUUGGUAUCGCGUCAAAGCUACAUCAUUCAGGAACUUGAAAGGCAGCUGAACAAAGCAACCAACAACAACAGUAUUCUUCAGAAACAACAGCUGGAGCUGAUGGACACAGUUCACAGUUUAGUCAGCCUUUGUUCUAAGGAAGGAGUUCUACUAAAGAAUGCAAAAAAAGAAGAUGACAAGCCAUUCAGAGACUGUGCCGAUGCUUACCAAGCUGGUUUUAACAAAAGUGGCGUCUACACUAUUUAUAUUAAUAAUAUAUCAGAGCCUAAAAAGAUCUUCUGCAAUAUGGAAGUUGCCGGGGGAGGUUGGACAGUUAUACAGCACCGAGAAGACGGGAGUCUAGACUUCCAAAAAAACUGGAAAGAAUACAAAAUGGGCUUUGGUAGUCCCUCGGGUGAAUAUUGGCUGGGGAAUGAGUUUAUCUUUACAAUAACCAGUCAAAGGCACUAUUCGCUAAGAAUUGAACUAAUGGACUGGGAAGGAAAUCGGGCUUAUUCCCAAUACGAUCGGUUUUACAUAGGAAAUGAAAAGCAGAAUUACAGGCUGUAUCUGAAGGGUCACUCAGGAACAGCAGGAAAGCAAAGCAGCCUUAUCUUGCAUGGGGCUGACUUCAGUACCAAAGAUGCUGACAAUGACAACUGUAUGUGCAAGUGUGCUCUUAUGCUAACAGGAGGGUGGUGGUUUGAUGCCUGCGGGCCUUCCAAUCUCAACGGAAUGUUCUACUCAGCUGGACAGCACCAUGGGAAAAUAAAUGGAAUCAAAUGGCAUUACUUUAAAGGCCCCAGUUAUUCAUUACGGUCCACAGCUAUGAUGAUCCGACCAUUAGACUUUUAAAUACACCAAGCGGAAGCAAGAGCAACAUGCAGUAUAGAUACCAAGUUCUGGAGAACUUCUUACAUAACCUUCAGAAACAGGAGGUGGGAACUUCCUGAAAGCAUCGGAUGGCCGCUAUACUCAGAUCUCCUGGCACAGACUGCGGUAUAUGGUCAUGUGUCACCACCAAACACCACGUGUGGAUCAAGCAGUGGCUGCAUUGCCUAUGAGAAGAGGGCUAUUAUGACUAUUCUGUGGACAACAUUGUGGUUUAGUUGCCACAAUUGAUUCCAAUAUCUAUCAGUGGAAUCUUUUUUUUUUUUUACUUUGUGCAAAAGGCAUCAAAUUACCAGGCGACACAGAAACAGUAUGAAGUUGUGUAAAGCAUAAAAUUAAUCAUAAUCAAUGGGGUGGAGAUGCUUUUUGAACCAUGAAAGUGGUGUUGAAUCUAUGCAAGCACACAAGUAUUUAUUUGAAUUGGUAUACAUGCCUUAAAAAUGUAAAAAAAGGCCACUGUUGCUUUGUUAUCAGUAAAGAAAAAAACAGAUUGAUAACUUUUCUCUAACAUUAGGUCAAUGUGGUAUGUCAGAGUGAUUUUUCAUUAAGCCCUUUUCAAAUAUGAAACAUGUCCCCUAAUAAAGAGACGGUGAGUCAUCACAGACAGAACGAUAAGAACUAUAUUCAGAGAACUGUCAGUUGCCCUGCAAGGCCAGGGUGAAGUAAAAAUAGGUAAUCCAGAUAAUUGGCAUAAUCCUUCAGCCAGGAUUUGUAGCACGAUAACAUAAGAAAGCAAGGAUUUUUCUUGCUGACGGCUUCAGUUUUCGCCUGCGUCAAAACCAGUCGGAAUGUCACAUAUUAGAUAUAUAUAUAUAUGUAUAAAAAAAGAUAUUAAAGGAGUUUUAAAGAAGGUGAAA